Molecule: messenger RNA, 714 nt
Organism: Verticillium alfalfae VaMs.102
Lineage: Eukaryota; Fungi; Ascomycota; Sordariomycetes; Glomerellales; Plectosphaerellaceae
Product: monooxygenase
Exons: 4
Coding region: 1-714 (237 amino acids)
Molecular function (GO): oxidoreductase activity
Source: RefSeq, a predicted model, not a curated record
AUGCUCUCCCGAUCCAUCGUCGCGCUUCUCUCCUUGGCGGCAGCCGCCUCGGCGAGCGUCAUUCCUCGCGCCAACAGCACCUGCGCGGAUCCCGUCGUCCGCAAAGAGUGGCGCGAGCUCAGCGGCGCCGAAAAGGCCGAGUACCUCCGCGCCGCCGUCUGCCUGCGCAACCUCCCCAAGGCCAAGUACGAGUUUGUCGACGCCGUGACGACGCGCAUGGACGACCUCGUCUUCACCCACUUCAGCCUCAAUACGGACAUACACUUUGUGGCCAACUUUCUCCCGUGGCACCGCUGGGACGAGAACGGCGAGAUCAUCAUUGGCGACAUGCAGGCUGCUGCCUACAACUCCAAAGUCAUGAACACCAUCUAUGGCUUCGACACUUACGCCGCCAUGAGCAACAUGCUCGAGGGGCUGCCGCACGCGCAGAUUCACAGCAUCAUCUUUGGUGACAUGGGUCCCGCGACCUCGCCCAACGAGCCCCUUUUCUUCCUGCACCACGCCAACGUCGACCGUGCCUGGGCCAAGUGGCAGGGCCGUAACGCCACGCGUCUGGCGGAUUACACCGGCUUCAACGACCCCAACAGGGUCAUCUCGGCCUCUUUGGACGACAGGAUGCCGGUCAUGCGGCUUGCCGACGAGGAGCCCAUUGUGCGCGACUUUAUGGAUACCCAGGCCGGGCCCCUGUGCUACACGUACUCGGCAUCAACGUAA